AUGCGUCUCUUCUCCGUCUGCAAGACUAGAAUCAGCGCUGCGACGCACCGGACGCGCUCGUGCACCCGGUUAUCUGUUCCAGUCAUGAUGCUGUGGGUUUUAAUCCUCCCGGCGCUCACCGCCGCUGCUGUCUCGCGCGUCCAGCGCUCCUGCGGCCCAUGUGAGCCGAGCUCGUGCGCCGCGCUGCCGGUCACCGGGUGCGCGUUCCGUGUGAUGGACGCGUGUGGAUGCUGCGAGCUGUGCGCCGCCGGAGAGGGAGAGACGUGCGGGAUGCGCGGCUCCGUGGUUACGCGCUGCGCGCCCGGUCUCGAGUGCGUGAAACCGCGUCAGGACAAGAAAACGGCGAAGAAAAAGUCCGAGCCAGGCGUGUGCACGUGUAAAAACGGUGACUACGAGGUGUGCGGCUCGGACGGUGUGGAGUACCGGAGCGUGUGCGAGCUGAGAGCAGCGAGUGCGUCCGCGGAGCGUCAAGAAAAACCCGGGAUUAAAGUGCAAAACAAGGGCAAGUGCGCUAAAGCUCCUGUGAUAGUUACGAGUCCGGGUCAGGUCUGGAACGUCACCGGUGCUCAGGUGUACCUCAGCUGCGAGGCCAUCGGUGUCCCCACCCCGGUGCUCAGCUGGAGGAAGAUCACAGGCAAUAACCAGAAGUCACAGCUGCUCCCUGGAGACGAAGACAACCUUGCCAUCCAGAUGAGAGGAGGCCCGGAGAAGCACGAGGUCACCGGAUGGGUUCUGAUCUUUCCCCUGACCAAGGACGUAGCCGGGACGUACGAGUGUCACGCCACCAACACCAAGGGUGAAGCCUCAGCCACAGGCACCAUCCACGUGGUCGAGUCCAUCGACGACAUUCCCUCCCAAAAGGUGGCCCAGGAUGAUGAGCUGUAAGAAGGAUGUGUGUGUUCACCCCGACGCCACCUCCUGGAAGAUAAGGACUGGAAUGAGCAGAGAACAUCAUAACACACACACACACACACACACACACACACACACACACACACACACACACACACACACACACACACACACACACACACACACAUACAUACCUAUGACACACUACACAUGAACAGCACCAAGGUUUUAGACAUGACUAGACACUGAAAUUUAUCUGCACACACACACACACACACACACACACACACACACACACUGUUAUAUCCAUGUCCUUUUCUCCAUAGCUUUUGACACACCAAUCAGAAGAUUCAGAUGGAGAUAGAUAAGUCUCCAGACCCUUGUUUUCUUGUUCCUAGUUAGAGAUAAAAUAUCUAUUUGUAUUUCCGACGUCUUCUCGUACAUCACGUACUCGCUACACUGAAGAGUUUUUGAGACCAGGAGCAACAUCAAGUAUAGAAAGAUGAACGUGCAAAAAAAAAAAAAAGAGAGCCAGAAUGUGGAAGUUGUUCAUGGAGAGAGAGAGAGAGAGAGAGAGAGAGAGAGAGAUGGUGCUAAAUUCUUUUCUAUGAAACAUUUAAAUAUAAUUUUACACACAGUUACAAUCAACUAAUGCACUUAUUUUCACAUAUCAAUAAAGAGAUUAUGAUGUGACGCAGUUUAA
Messenger RNA from Tachysurus vachellii, 1555 nucleotides. It is a transcript of the gene igfbp7, whose product is annotated as insulin-like growth factor binding protein 7. NCBI's taxonomy places the organism in Eukaryota, Metazoa, Chordata, Actinopteri, Siluriformes, Bagridae. Gene Ontology annotation, molecular function: insulin-like growth factor binding. Gene Ontology annotation, biological process: regulation of cell growth; regulation of signal transduction. The record is from RefSeq and is a predicted model, not a curated record. Gene Ontology annotation, cellular component: extracellular region.